Oxyura jamaicensis (ruddy duck) is the source of this 2016-nucleotide messenger RNA. It is a transcript of the gene STEAP2, whose product is annotated as STEAP2 metalloreductase. Gene Ontology annotation, biological process: copper ion import. Bases 463 to 1944 code for a protein of 493 amino acids. The transcript has 8 exons. NCBI's taxonomy places the organism in Eukaryota, Metazoa, Chordata, Aves, Anseriformes, Anatidae. The record is from RefSeq and is a predicted model, not a curated record. Gene Ontology annotation, cellular component: endosome; plasma membrane. Gene Ontology annotation, molecular function: cupric reductase (NADH) activity; ferric-chelate reductase (NADPH) activity.
GGGAGCGGCCGCAGGGGGCGGGCAGCAGCGGCGGGGUGGCGCCGCCUUCCCGCCCGCCCGGCGCUGCGGGGCCGAGGCUGAGGAGCCGGAGCGGCGGCGCUGCCCGUGCGGGCGGGCGGGAGGAGCCGCAGACGGGCGCCCCGCGCUGCUAUGAGCUCGUCCCAGGUAGGUACCCGCCGCCCCGGCUCCGGCAGUCCCUCGGUGUCCUCCACCGCCACCAGCAGCAGCAGCCGCCGCUCCGGAGCUCCCACACCAGCAGUGAGAAUCUGUGGACAGUGGACCGAAUUCAGCUCAGGAGAGCUAUUUGUCAUGUCCUAUUCUAUGAUGUCCCCUCUCAAGGAUUCUUUGGACAAAAACGGGAAGUAGGCUGCAGUAGGGCUAAACAGUACCAGUAGCCCACUUUCUCUUGGCCGUUUCAUUUUUGUUCCUAAAAAAUCAUUGUAGGUUUGGUGGCUUGGAAGUAUGGAAUCAAUCUCUAUGAUGGGAAGUCCUAAGAACCUUAAUGAAACUUUUCUACCAAAUGUUGCCAAUGGCAUCAAGGAUGCCAGUAAGAUCACAAUAGGCAUCAUUGGAAGUGGAGACUUUGCAAAGUCACUGACCAUUAGGCUUAUCAGAUGUGGGUACCACGUGGUUGUAGGAAGCAGAAACCCUAAGCUUGCUGCAGAGUUCUUUCCCCAUGUGGUUGAUGUCACUCACCAUGAAGAUGCAGUAGCCAAAGCAAACAUCAUUUUUGUAGCCAUUCACAGAGAACAUUACGCCUCUUUGUGGGACCUCAAGCAUCUACUCAUCGGUAAAAUUCUGGUUGAUGUCAGCAACAAUACAAGAGUAGACCAAUAUCCAGACUCCAAUGCAGAGUACUUGGCAUCACUUUUCCCAGAUUCCCUGGUUGUCAAAGGAUUCAAUGUUGUUUCAGCUUGGUCUCUACAGUUAGGACCAAAGGAUGCCAGCAGACAGGUCUAUAUAUGCAGUAACCAUGUUCAGGCUCGCCAUCAAGUUACUGAGCUUGCCCGUCAGCUCGGUUUCAUUCCUAUUGAUCUGGGGGCAUUGUCAUCUUCAAGGGAGAUUGAAAACUUACCUCUGCGACUGUUCACACUGUGGAAGGGGCCUGUGGUGUUGGCCAUUAGCCUGGCAACGUUUUUCUUCAUCUAUUCCUUCAUCAGAGAUGUAAUCCAUCCAUAUGUCAGAAAUCAACAGAGUGACUUUUACAAGAUCCCCAUUGAGAUUGUGAACAAGACUCUACCAAUUGUUGCCAUCACUUUGCUCUCCCUAGUGUAUUUGUCAGGACUUAUUGCAGCUGCUUAUCAGCUUUACUACGGUACCAAGUAUAGGCGAUUUCCCCCUUGGCUGGACAACUGGCUGCAGUGCCGAAAGCAGCUUGGGCUACUCAGUUUUUUCUUUGCCACCGUGCAUGUGGCAUACAGCCUCUGCUUACCCAUGAGGAGAUCAGAGCGAUAUUUGUUCCUCAAUAUGGCAUAUCAACAGGUUCAUGCAAAUGUUGAAAAUUCUUGGAAUGAGGAAGAAGUGUGGCGAAUUGAAAUGUAUAUCUCCUUUGGAAUAAUGAGUCUCGGAUUGCUUUCUUUGCUGGCAGUAACUUCCAUCCCUUCAGUAAACAGUGCCUUAAACUGGAGGGAGUUCAGUUUUAUUCAGUCUACACUCGGAUAUGUUGCUCUGAUCAUAAGUACUUUCCACGUACUGAUUUAUGGAUGGAAGAGAGCUUUUGAAGAAGAGUAUUACAGAUUUUAUACACCACCAAAUUUUGUUCUUGCCCUUGUUCUGCCCUCCAUUGUAAUUCUAGGCUUAUGCCAACACAAGAAGAAGGAGGAAAAGGAUACAUACAAGGUGAAACUGCCUAACAUAAACAGCAACAUAAACCAUUCUGAAUUCAGAAAAGUCAAGAUGCACAAGGCAGUGAAGCCAGUAGAAUUCACAUUUAUUUCAUAUUAAUUUACAUAGCUUUCCCAGAUUCCUGGACAAAGACACUCCCUAGGAGCAAUGGAAUUUAGAUAUGUUUAAAAU